AUGACAGCUUGUGCCAAUCUCGACAGUCAAAUCUUCUGGAGCCCGAGCGAACUGGAUAAAAAAGCAGCCCGCAGACAGAAAUUGUCCGAAUCUGCAGAAACGGCGCAGCCGCCAAUUUCAAAGCAGAAUCUUGGCUCUCUCGGUCUGUUCGGUGAGCUGACCAGGGCUUCAAUCAUUCCACAGGAAGAGAUGUCACCCAGCACAGCUGAAGCUAUCUACAUUUCGGACGAUGACGAGCCGCUCCCGAUGAUCGAGGAAUCAGUGCAUUCUCCAGAGCGAACGAAGAGCAACUCUCAAUUCGUUGAUCAAACGGAGAACGGUGGAUUGCUGUCUCGAGGAGACAGGCCCCAGCGAUCUGCUCAAGCCGCCGUAUUAUCACCGGCUGAGUCCAUGGUGGACUCUCCAGCUGGAAUCAUAUCGUCACUACCUAGUGUCACCGUUUGCACUGGUACUUCGGUGGCUGCUACGUCGCACACCGGAAGCCUCGCACUCAAAUACCAGCGUCCAGGUCCUGUGCCACUUCACGAGGAACCCUCCGCCAGGGCUGACUUGCCAAAGCUGGUCGAGACGUGCCCCCGGCAUGACUCUGCCAGGACGGAGAAUGUUUUACAUUCACCUCCUGAUUUGUCUAGGCAGGGCAAAUUGUCGGAUCCGCACACACUUAAGCAGCCAUCACACGAGGGGGAAGGAACAGUGGCGAGCGCUCAACCUUCUGAGCGAUGCGAUGCAGAAGACACAAGCGGCGUUCCAGACAUUGCAGGCCACUGCCAAGCGACGAACAUUAAAAUAAGCGAGAGCGGCGAUUGCCAGUCCAGUGAGACGGAUCAGUUACUCCGCCAGCCAGGAAAAAGGCAGAGACAGAGGCCAGUUCAUCAAACUCCGGAACCAUCAACCGAGGACCGGUCUGUGGACGCCGCAAGUGGCGCAGCAGAAGAAGACUUUACUUCUACUGACGACGAGGAGCCACCACAUAAGCGUCGCAAAGCUCGGCCUACUUCAAAAAAGGUUCAAUCCUCGAAUGAUGGCAGUGCCCUUCGUCGGUCAAGAAGAUUGAGCCCACCACAAUCCGACUCGGUUGAAGAAGAGGCGGCUAGCUGCGGCCCCCAUCUUGCGCCUGCUAUAUUCGACGAGUGGUCUCUAAAGGAUCCGUCUUUGAAAUUCACGCAGGUGGACGGCCGGACUACUUUGACCAUUCAAUUCGACGUGGAGGACCUCAUCAUGCACAGACCUGGCGAAAGAAUUGAGCAGCAUGGUCGCAACGCUAAUUCGAUAAGAAGGAAUGCAAGACCAAGAUUUACUAAAAAAGAAGACAAUUUCAUAAUCGAUUGGAAGAAUAAUGGGUACAGUUGGAAGGCCAUUUGUGAGGGUCUUAAUGCUGAGUUCAAAGCACAGCGCUCGCAAGGGUCUAUUCAGGUUCGGUAUUCUACAGUGUUACAGGGGCGGUCUAAAUAG
This is a messenger RNA of Beauveria bassiana ARSEF 2860, 1452 nucleotides long. RefSeq lists its product as uncharacterized. The coding region runs from base 1 to 1452 and encodes 483 amino acids. The transcript has 2 exons. The record is from RefSeq and is a predicted model, not a curated record. Lineage: Eukaryota; Fungi; Ascomycota; Sordariomycetes; Hypocreales; Cordycipitaceae.